Drosophila arizonae is the source of this 564-nucleotide messenger RNA. RefSeq lists its product as uncharacterized. Lineage: Eukaryota; Metazoa; Arthropoda; Insecta; Diptera; Drosophilidae. The record is from RefSeq and is a predicted model, not a curated record.
AUGGCAGCAGGUUUAACACCAGACCAGACCAGGCCGCAAAUCGCCAUUGAAUGUGCAGCACCUGCAAGCCCGAGGUCAUUCAUCAGUUUGUCCCACCAGCUUAGAGUGGUUGUGGCGGGUGUCUCUGUAGUCGUCAAGUUCCAGCUAGGGGUAGACGCAUUCAAGCCAGGAGUGGUCAAGUUCCAGCUAGGUGUUCCGGGAGUAGUCCAGUUCCAGCUAGGGGUAGACUCAUUCAAGCCAGGAGUAGUCCAGUUCCAGCUUGGUGUUCCGGGAGUAGUCCAGUUCCAGCUAGGGGUAGACUCAUUCAGGCCAGGAGUAGUCCAGUUCCAGCUUGGUGUUCCAGGAGUAGUCCAGUUCCAGCUUGGUGUUCCAGGAGUAGUCCAGUUCCAGCUAGGGGUAGACUCAUUCAAGCCAGGAGUAGUCCAGUUCCAGCUUGGUGUUCCGGGAGUUGUCCAGUUCCAGUUAGGGGUAGUCUCAUUCCAACUGGGUGGAGUAGGAGUAGUCCAGUUCCAGCUGGGUGGAGUAGGAGUAGUCAAAUUCCAUUGGGGACCGUCAGUCGUCUGA